Messenger RNA from Neoarthrinium moseri, 444 nucleotides. RefSeq lists its product as uncharacterized. The coding region runs from base 1 to 444 and encodes 147 amino acids. The transcript has a single exon. Lineage: Eukaryota; Fungi; Ascomycota; Sordariomycetes; Amphisphaeriales; Apiosporaceae. The record is from RefSeq and is a predicted model, not a curated record.
AUGGAUCCAGUGUCGUUGGCAGCAUCGGCUGCUGGACUAACUUCUCUCGGCCUGCAAGUUCUCAGCGGCGUCACCUCAUAUGUUGACGCAUUCAAGUCUCGGGACCAAGAUAUCGUUUCAAUCAAGUCGAAGAUCACUGUUCUCAAGAACACAAUCGAAGUCAUUCGGGCGUCGUCCUCGAACCUCCAAAGUCGGCAUCCUGAGUCGGUCUCUGCCGUAACGCAAAACUUCACAGUAUGCGAGACUGCCUUGAAUGCUCUCGGUCAAUUUGCAUCAAAGCUCUCCAAUGAUAAUACAACGACCCGUGACUCUCUUGCUGGAUUCAAAACUUUCGGCAAGCAAAUUAGGUAUCCGCUUGACCGCCCCAAACUGAAGGAGUUAACCCAACGUCUUGAUGAAACAAUUGAGACUCUUCAGCUGGCCUUACAAGCCCUGGGUCUGUGA